AUGCCCUUAAGACGAUUUCAUACCAAGUCACGGCAUGGGUGCUCACAAUGCAAAUUGGCUCACGUGAAAUGUAGCAGAUGUACGAAACUGCAAAAGACCUGCUCGUUUCAAAACCUAUACAAAGCUCCGUCAGAAUCCUCAGGCUCUUCACCAAACGCGGGCACUUCAAUCACAACAAUCAAUCACCUGUCCGAGACAGACACCCUCUCGUGGGAAGAUCUUGAUCUCUUCCACCACUACUUAACCGUCACCUGCGAAACACUUGACGAUCGAGAAGACGUCCGUCAAAUGUGGAAGAUCCAGAUUCCACAAAUGGCUACGAAGCAAAAGUUCCUGAUGUAUGGCAUCUUCAGCAUCACCGCCAUGCACAUCGCGAGUUCCAAUCCAGAAAACCAAUCUUCAUACAUCAACAGAGCCAUCCGAGAUCACAACAUCGCUCUCCGAGACUACACUUCCCUGCUUCACAACAUCACUCGAGAAAAUGCCACAGCACUCUUCGCCUGUGGGUCUCUCAUUGCUGUAGUUGCUCUGACUCUAGGGAUCUUGCGGCCGCAGCAGGAGUCUACAGGGCCUGUGGAGGAGAUCUUGGGGAUCUUCAACCUGUUGCGAGGUAUACCUUUGGUGGCAGGCAAAAUGUGGGCAUCCCUUAGAAGCAGCCAGAUCGCGCCUCUGUUCGUGCACAGAGACCACGAUGGGAGGGAAGUGGAUUUAACAGCAUCUACGCGCUUGCCAGAGCGUGUCACAAAUGCUCUGGCGUUGCUCGAGGAGCGAGCUCAAACAUUAUCGACCCCAGAGCAAAAAGAGGCGUACAUUAUAGCUAUUCAAGACUUGAAAGAGGCUUUUAAUCUUCGAUCGGCUGUGAGAUACGAAAAGAGCAUGUCGUUCAGGUGGCCAGUUACAGUAAAUCAAGAGUACGUCGCGCUAUUAGGCUUGCGAGAGCCGAUGGCCUUAGUGGUUCUAGCUCACUAUGCUGUCAUGCUGCAUGAGAUGAGGGAUAAGUGGUGGGCGCUCGGAUGGGGCAGCCAACUGGUUCAUGAAAUUUAUCAAGUUGUUGAUGAAGACUGGAGGGGUUUGAUGGCAUGGCCGAUGAGGGAGAUUAGUCCAAACCAUGAACACGAUUGA
Molecule: messenger RNA, 1122 nt
Organism: Mollisia scopiformis
Lineage: Eukaryota; Fungi; Ascomycota; Leotiomycetes; Helotiales; Mollisiaceae
Exons: 2
Coding region: 1-1122 (373 amino acids)
Biological process (GO): regulation of transcription by RNA polymerase II
Molecular function (GO): zinc ion binding; DNA-binding transcription activator activity, RNA polymerase II-specific
Source: RefSeq, a predicted model, not a curated record